Antechinus flavipes (yellow-footed antechinus) is the source of this 2175-nucleotide messenger RNA. RefSeq names its product C-C motif chemokine receptor 7 (gene CCR7). The coding region runs from base 61 to 1185 and encodes 374 amino acids. Gene Ontology annotation, molecular function: C-C motif chemokine 19 receptor activity; chemokine (C-C motif) ligand 19 binding; chemokine (C-C motif) ligand 21 binding. NCBI's taxonomy places the organism in Eukaryota, Metazoa, Chordata, Mammalia, Dasyuromorphia, Dasyuridae. Gene Ontology annotation, cellular component: membrane. Gene Ontology annotation, biological process: immune response; G protein-coupled receptor signaling pathway; inflammatory response. The record is from RefSeq and is a predicted model, not a curated record. The transcript has 3 exons.
UAAAGGGUGUGGAGGUAGGCACUCUCUUCUUGUGAUUACAGCCACUGCAGAACAAGCAUCAUGGAUCUAGGAAAAGGGAUGCAGAAUGUAAUGGUGGUGACCCUGUUUGUUAUUUGUCAGGUCUGCUUGUGCUAUGACGGAGUCACCGAUGACUACGCUGAUGAAAACACCACAGUGGACUACAGCCAAUUUGAAUAUCUUUGCUACAAAAAAGAUGUCCGGGAUUUCAAAGCUUGGUUCCUGCCCACCAUGUACUCAGUCAUCUGCUUUGUGGGCCUUCUGGGCAAUGGGCUGGUCAUGCUGACCUACAUAUAUUUUAAGAGGCUCAAAACCAUGACCGACAUCUACCUGCUGAACUUGGCCGUGGCUGACAUCCUUUUCCUCCUGACCCUGCCCUUCUGGGCAGUCAGCGCCGCCAAGUCCUGGAUCUUCGGCCCUAUCCUCUGCAAAGCCGUCUACUGCACCUACAAGAUGAGUUUCUUCAGCGGCAUGCUCCUGCUGCUCUGCAUCAGCGUGGACCGCUACUUCGCCAUCGUCCAGGCUGUCUCCGCCCACCGCCACCGAAACCGCAUAAUCCUCAUCAGCCAGAUCUCCUGCUGCGUGGUCUGGAUGCUAGCCUUCCUCUUCUCCACCCCAGAGCUGAUAUACAGCAACGUCCUCAAGAAUGGGCGUUGCUCUCUGGUGACCGAAGACCUGGAAACCUUCACAACCAUCAUUCAGGUGGCCCAGAUGGUGAUCGGCUUCUUAAUCCCGCUGCUGGUCAUGUUCUCCUGCUACCUCGUCAUCAUCCGCACACUGCUGCAAGCCCGCAACUUUGAGCGCAACAAAGCCAUCAAGGUCAUCAUCGCCGUGGUCAUCGUCUUUAUUGUCUUCCAGCUACCUUACAAUGGGGUGGUCCUGGCCAAGACCGUGGCAGCCCUCAACAGAACCUCCACCGACUGUGAACACAGCAAGCAACUGGACAUAGCCAGCGACGUCACCUACAGCCUUGCGUGCCUGCGCUGCUGUCUCAACCCCUUCCUCUAUGCCUUCAUCGGUGUCAAGUUUCGCCAAGACCUCUUCAAGCUUCUCAAGACCUUUGGCUGCCUCAGUCAAGAGCGCCUCCUAAACUUAUCUUCGUGCCGACAGAACCGGCGCUUCUCCAUGAGCAUGGAGGCGGAGACCACCACCACCUUCUCCCCUUAGAGAAUCACCUCCCCAAUUCAAACCCAUCCCCAAGGACCCCAUCACCCUCCUGCCCCAUGUGGCUAAGCUGCUUCAACAAGUUAAUACCAAGAAUUUCAAAGCUGCUAGGGUUGGAAGAGGGUCAUUCUCUCUUCUUCUUCUUCUCUGUCUCUCUGAUAUUUCAUUGUAAAAGGAUUUUCUUGGUGUUUCAAACAGAGAAAAUACCCCACCUGAGAAGCCAGCCUGAACCAACCACAUCAACCCCAACAAAAGGGAGAGAAGAGGUGUAUUGAGAGCUAACAGCAAGAGUUCAGGAUGCUUGGGUUAUCCUCAAGAUCUAAAAGUGAGAGUUGGGAGUGGCCUGGGUCUAGGAAAGGGCCUAGUGGGGUGGGGGUUGUGGGGAGAUGAAGUGAAAAGCCAUAGUUUCAGAAUGAAACUACUCUUGGAUGUCAGAAGAAAAAAACACUCUUCAAAGAAAUCCCAGAGGACUGAAACCAAUUUCCCUAAAGAAUAAGACUAUUUUAGCAAGAACAGAGAGAGUAUAAACCCUGCUUUGUCUUAGGGAGAAAAGUUAUAAAACUUGAUUCCACCCCCUACCUCUAUUCCCUUCCAUUUGGAAUUCUGGACAAUACCGUCAUUUCAUCACCAUCUAAGAUGCAACCUUCAGUCACACAUGAACCCUGACUCUGUUUGCAGAGGUGGGUAGGGUGGAGUGGGAUUACUUCUGCAGGUCAGAAGAUUUUCCAAGGCAAAUCUGCUUUUUCCUGUCCUGGCCUGUGGAACUAAGUUGGGGUUCCCUGAGCCCCAAUCUCUGUUUGGCUCCAGGAAGGAGGAGAGCAGGAAAACAAUGCUGCCUACUCAAGUUCCAAAAAUGUAUUCCCCUGUCAUCUUUAAAAUGGGCAGAGGAAGAUUUUUGUCAUACUCAGCUGAGCAUCAGCUUCCAUUUCAUUAGGAAAACAUUUUCUACAUAGCUUUUUUCAAUAAAAGAGGACAUGUUUUGCAAACUGCGAA